Molecule: messenger RNA, 3440 nt
Organism: Myripristis murdjan (pinecone soldierfish)
Lineage: Eukaryota; Metazoa; Chordata; Actinopteri; Holocentriformes; Holocentridae
Gene: dgkaa
Product: diacylglycerol kinase, alpha a
Exons: 24
Coding region: 185-2386 (733 amino acids)
Biological process (GO): phospholipase C-activating G protein-coupled receptor signaling pathway
Cellular component (GO): plasma membrane
Molecular function (GO): calcium ion binding; ATP-dependent diacylglycerol kinase activity
Source: RefSeq, a predicted model, not a curated record
UCUGCACUUCACUAAUUUCGCUGUGCGACUCCACGGGCUCGGUCGACCUGCAGCCUUCAUUUAAAGUUAACGGGCCACGGGAAAAGGGGAUUUUAUCUGCUUGUCCAUCUGCAUCACCCCGACUUAAAUACAGGUCCACGGAGCGGCGACAAAAAGGCAGACAGUUAGUGCAGAAGCAGGCACCAUGUCCACCCCCACAAACCCAGAGGUGAAGGAACUGAACCCUGUCGACUUUAUCCAGCUACAGCAGUACAUCGAAUACUGCAGCUUGAAGGUUAAAGAUGUGCUGAGGGAAUUUGAUGCAGAUGGCAGGCUGGCCCAACACAGACACGGAGAGUGCAUCAACGAGGAGGGCUUUCGUCUGUUCCUGAAGACGUAUUUAGAAGUGGAGGACUUCCCUGUGGAUCUCUGCCAGAGACUUUUCCGCUCCUUCCAAAACUCCGAAGCCGCCCGAGAAGACAGUGCCAAAGAGGUCUUUUUGAAGGACGUCUCAUGUUACUUCUCUCUGCUGGAGGAUGGCCAACCCAGGGACAAGCUGGAGUUUGCAUUCAAGCUAUAUGACAGAGAUGGCAAUGGAGUCCUUGACAGCUCUGAGGUGGACAGGAUUAUAGCUCAAAUGAUGCAUGCAGCAGAUUACCUUGGCUGGGAUGUGUCCGAGCUCCAACCAGUACUGAAGGACAUGAUGACAGCGAUUGAUGCUGACAGCAGUGGCACCGUGUCUCUGGAGGAGUGGGUUGAGGGUGGCAUGAACAACGUUCCCUUGCUGGUCUUACUUGGACUGAAGAUGACCCAGAAGGAUGGGCAGCACCUUUGGAGGAUGAAACAUUUUAACAAGCCUGUUUACUGCAACGUGUGUCAGAGCAUGCUGCUGGGACUGAGGAAACAAGGGCUGUGCUGUACCUGCUGCAAAUACACCGUGCAUGGGCGCUGUGCUAACAGGAACCCGGCCUCCUGUACCAGGACUUAUGUCAAGUCGAGGAAAGAAACAGGGAUUGCAGCACACGACUGGGUGAGUGGGAACUGCGACUCUGGGAAAUGUGAUAAGUGCCAGAAGAAGAUGAAGAGCUACCAGGGGUUACUGGGCAAACAUUGCGUGUGGUGCCACACCAUGCGUCAUGAUGAGUGUGCAGCCCUGGAGCCGACAGAGUGUACCUGUGGGCCUCUCAGAGACCAUAUCCUGCCUCCGUGGGCCAUAUACCCUGUUAUAAAGGAGAGAUCAAACAACAUCAAGAACGGCUGCACAAGCUCAGCAGAGGACAGUGAGCUCAAUACCACCCCUGAUGGGCAGGUGCUGCAGAUUUCUCCGGUGCCAAACACUCAUCCUCUUCUGGUGUUUGUAAACCCUAAAAGUGGUGGCAAACAGGGAGAAAGAGUCCUGCGUAAAUUUCAGUAUUUACUGAAUCCACGGCAGGUUUACAACCUUUUGAAUGGUGGCCCUGGACCUGGACUGAGUUUCUUCAGAAACCUGCAGGAAUACAGGAUCUUGGUGUGCGGGGGAGAUGGAACAGUGGGCUGGAUUCUUGACGCGAUAGACAAAGCCGGUCUUGUGGUGCGGCCACCUGUAGCUGUGCUCCCUCUAGGGACGGGAAACGACCUCGCACGAUGUCUCCGAUGGGGAGGAGGCUACGAUGGCAUGGACCUGAGUCGUAUUCUUAAAGAUUUGGAGAGCAGCUCUCAGGUGCUGAUGGACCGCUGGAGCGUGCAGGUGAUCACAGAUGAGAACCACGAGAAGGGCGACCCGGUGCCAUACGAAAUUAUCAACAACUACUUCUCUAUUGGAGUGGACGCCUCCAUCGCCCACCGGUUUCACACGAUGAGGGAGAAGUAUCCCCAGAAGUUCAACAGCAGAAUGAAGAACAAGCUGUGGUAUUUUGAAUUUGCCACAUCAGAAACCAUCUCUGCUUCCUGCAAGAAACUGAAUGAAUGUCUAACGAUUGAGUGUUGUGGCACUCCUUUGGACCUGAGUGGCGUGUCUUUGGAGGGUGUCGCUGUCCUAAACAUUCCCAGCAUGCAUGGUGGCUCCAACCUGUGGGGUGAAACCAAAAAAGCGGAUACGAGGGGUGUCUCAAGUCAAGAAGAGCCUGAGGUGAUCGUCGACCCAGAAAUCCUGAAGGUUACCACUCAAGAUCUCAGUGACCGUCGAUUAGAAGUGGUUGGCCUUGAGGGAGCCAUGGAGAUGGGACAGAUAUAUACAGGCCUGAAGAGUGCAGUGAGGCUAGCCAAAACAUCCCAGAUCACCAUCAGGACAAAAAAAUCAUUACCAAUGCAGAUAGAUGGGGAACCAUGGAUGCAGCCUCCCUGCACGAUCCACAUCACCCACAAGAAUCAAGCCAAAAUGCUGAUGGCUCCUCAGUCCAAGUCGUCUGGCUUCUUCAACUACAAAUAAAACUGCCUGCUCAGUAGCAGCUAGGAUGCACUUGUUGUAUAUUUUAUCAAGAACUGAAGCAGCCUUAUGUCAUAAAAAUAUAUUGAAUGUGUAUGUUGUAGAAAAUUGUGCAUUGUAAUAUAGUUAAGGUACGUGGAAGUGCUUCAAGAGUUGUGCAGCUACAUAACAAACUGUUGAAGCAUGGCAUUCUAUUUAUAAUAUGAACUAUAUGCUGUGUCAAAGCCUUCAAAAUAUAUACUUAUGUUUGCAUUGUGGCAAAAUUACGUUGACCAAACUAGCUCUGUGUUUUUAUCAGUACUCAACACUCUCUUGCUUAUUAACAGUUUAUGAAAACAUUGCCUGCUGCUGCUCUGCAGGAACAUUAAGAAAAAUAUCAUGCUAAAAAGAGAACCUGUAGUGAGCUUCAUGUGCCUUGACAAUCUGUUCCCUAUUGUUGUGAGUUUUUCAGGAAGAGAACUUGCAGAGCUGUUGCAGGCGUUGGAGAGUGACCCUGUAGACUUGCUGUUUUGAUGUGGCUACAGAGCUUUUUAGAGAUGCUGUGAAAUCUGAGAGGCCGGCUGUAUAUUCAUGUCAGUGUGGACCCAACAGCAGAGGAUAAACUUUACAGUCUGUACUCAGAUUGUAAUUGAAGUAAUGUUUCUACUUUGUCAUAUAUUUCAGAAUAUACUUGAAAAGGUGUUGGGGAACAGAAACAAUAUCUAUUUCUAUUUUGCUGUGUGGCUUUUCAUUUCAGUCUAAUACAUAAUACACUUUGUUAACAUAGUAGGCCUUUACUGCUGUGUUUGUGUGUGCGCGCGUGUGUGUGUGUGUGCAGGAAGCCCUUACUGUGCCUGGUUUGUUCCGUAUUUGUUUUGCUUGAAAAAUGGGGGGUGUGUUCACAUCUGACUUAUGAGUUGUGAUCAUUUGAAUUUGAAAUAUUUGGUUUCAGGUAGUUCAAAUAUUUGUAAUCCUCACUUAAAUGCUUUAUCAGCCAUAUCAUUUCAGUAAAACACGAGAAUGCUGCGGUAAUGCUUAAAAUAACAUGUUGUAGAAAAAACUCAAUAAACCAUGUGGA